Molecule: messenger RNA, 390 nt
Organism: Aspergillus ochraceoroseus IBT 24754
Lineage: Eukaryota; Fungi; Ascomycota; Eurotiomycetes; Eurotiales; Aspergillaceae
Exons: 2
Coding region: 1-390 (129 amino acids)
Biological process (GO): transsulfuration
Molecular function (GO): pyridoxal phosphate binding
Source: RefSeq, a predicted model, not a curated record
AUGGGUGGCCACAUCCUCCAUCUGCCCUCGCCGCUGCUAAGUGUGGACUAUGACGAAGCGCGUCUGGUGGAAAAGAGUGCUUGCCACGUACUGGGGAUUGAUACAGCGCCGGUGGAAGAUAUCCUAUCCGACCUCCGCAGUAGAGAAUGGCCUAGAGGACCAUGGAUCUCAUCAGCUCGCACAAAGGUCCCGAAACUGACCAGCGAGUUUUUCAGUGUUGGCGAUUCCAAGACAAUCGUAAUCCAUCCAAGCCACCGAACGGACGCAGAGCGGCUAGGGAUAGGUGCUACUGAUGACUUGAUCCGGCUGUCCGCAGGAACGGAGCAUAUCGAUGACCUGAUCAAAGACCUGGACCAAGGCCUGGAAAAGGCUGCCGCAGUGCAUCCUUGA